This is a messenger RNA of Chondrus crispus (carragheen), 1453 nucleotides long. RefSeq lists its product as hypothetical. Gene Ontology annotation, molecular function: oxidoreductase activity. The record is from RefSeq and is a predicted model, not a curated record. The transcript is spliced from 4 exons. The coding region runs from base 1 to 957 and encodes 318 amino acids. NCBI's taxonomy places the organism in Eukaryota, Rhodophyta, Florideophyceae, Gigartinales, Gigartinaceae.
AUGGAUCUAGCUGCCCUUUGCGGCUACUUUUGUUGUGGUUGUGGCAUAGCUUGCCUGCUUUCCGUAGCAUUGUACUUGACCCCGAUUAUCUACUUGACGUUGAUCGCCAAACCGCAGGAUUUUCGAAAGAAAUAUGGUGCUUGGGCCGUGGUCACUGGUGGCUCAAGCGGAAUUGGAAAGGCUGUCACUCGAAAACUCGCUUCACAGGGAGUCAAUGUUUGCAUUGUCGCGCUUGACGAUGACUUGCUGCGAAUUACCCACACCGAACUGCAAAAAGAAUUUCCGUCAGUUGAGCUGCGCGCUGUUCCCGUCGAUCUAGGUUCGGAACCAGAUGCAUACAUGGCGAAGAUCGCCACCGCAACGGAAGACGUGCGAGUAUCAAUCCUCAUUAAUAACGCCGGGUUCCUACUCAUGGGCUUUUUCGACCAGCGGCCAAUGGAACAACACAUCGCAAACAUCGAAUGCAACGCCCUCGCCGCCAUGCGUCUCACCCAUUAUUUCUACAACCGAAUGGUCAACCAAAAUAUCAAAGGCUGCAUCACUUUCACAUCCUCUGCCGCUUUCUUCAUGCCCGCUCCUUUCGCAUCGAUGUACGGCGCAACGAAAGCAAUGAUAUCGCAGUUUGCGGUAUCACUAGCACUUGAAGCAAACUCUCAGGGAAUUGAUAUCACUGUGUUUCACCCAUCUUACACUCACAGCAACCUGUACGCAAAAACCCCGAAACUUGAUGUAGUUACAUUUCUUUCAAAGUUUGGCUGGACACCCGAGGACGUGGCCAAUGUAAUUUUCGCGAGCGCAGGAAGAGUUGUAGUCCGAGACAUGGGCGUGUACGCAAUCGCCACGAAUAUGUUGUCCAGAUAUAUUGACUCUGGGUCUUUAGCGAAGUUCAUAAUGCCGUUCGUAGAGUCAAUGGCUCCACCCGGGGCGAUUGCAGAGAGAGGCAAGAAAGAGAAUUAGACUGUGGCCUCAGGUGUCGGCAAGCGCGCGCGUUUAGAGUUCUGAAGAUCUUGACAGAACUCUAAAACAAACGUGAUGAACCUAUGCAUAUAGAGCGCGCGCCCGGAGUUUUGGACUCGGUGUCUCGAAGUGUUCCCCAUCGUGAAAUGACCAUGUUUGGUCUGAAUUCAGUUGUCUCCGCACUUCACACAGCAACUCCAAAACACAGAAACAAGAAUAUGCGACACCCCUCCAUCGCUGGACAUUUUUGGCCUCCAAUCUUGGUGUGCGAUUGGAAUAUCCUGGGUUGAACCCUGUUCUUUUUCUUCUUCAAAUUUGAAGACCAGACUGAAGUGCACUUUGAGUGCACUUUGCGAGUGAUGCAAAUUAGGAUUCCACGAACUUCACUGCAGUGCUUUUCUCAUGAUGUACAAUACACUAACGAUGGUAUUCUUCGGGGUAUCUUCAAGUUUGAAAACUAUUUUUUGGCCCGAUAAAGAAAAGCUGUUUACUCUUG